Messenger RNA from Neoarthrinium moseri, 1446 nucleotides. RefSeq lists its product as uncharacterized. Bases 1 to 1446 code for a protein of 481 amino acids. Gene Ontology annotation, molecular function: heme binding; oxidoreductase activity, acting on paired donors, with incorporation or reduction of molecular oxygen; iron ion binding. The record is from RefSeq and is a predicted model, not a curated record. NCBI's taxonomy places the organism in Eukaryota, Fungi, Ascomycota, Sordariomycetes, Amphisphaeriales, Apiosporaceae. The transcript is spliced from 4 exons.
AUGUUCCUGUUGAGCUUCCUGGUCACCGCUGUCGGCCUCGGUGUCGUGGUUUUGGUCUUGCGGGCCAUUUACUAUAACCUGGUCUCACCCAUCAAUGGGAUCCCUGGGCCUCUGCCGGCCAAGUAUACUGACCUCUGGCGAUUAUUUGAUUUCUACAAUGGUACCCAGAUUGAAACGCAGCGGAGACUACACGAAAGGUUCGGGACUGCGACUGAUUUCUACAGUGUCAACGAUGCCAUGCAAGACGGCCGUAGGAUACAGAACGUUUUCAGCACAAGAGACAAGGAGUUUCAUGCGAAGUAUAUGCGACCAAUCCACAAUCUUUUCUCGCUUCGGGGCAUUUUAUCUUUUGAACAUCUCUCCGAUAAGACUCUACUGAACCUCUGCCAGCAGCUCGAAAGUCGUUUCGUGGAUGGCGACAAUGCCGGCAGGACGUGCGACAUUGCCGACUGGAUAGAGUUCUUUUGCUGGGAUGUUGACGGAGAGAUGACGUUCGGCCAGGACAUGGGCUUCUUGGAGGCGGGAAAAGAUGAAAAAGGUAUGAUCCACACCUCGGAACAGUGCCAACGGUACUUUGGAAUCGUUGGACAAAUGCCAUGGUUGGAUAUGUGGUUAGGCAAAAACCCACGAUGCUCUAUUAUGUUCCCAACGUUUGCACAGGCCGCUGGCUACUGUGUGCAACGAUUACUGGAACGUCAAUCAUCUCAAAGGCCAAAGGACAUCCUGGAGGACUUCAUGGAUUACUAUAUUCAAGCAAAAACUCUCAACCCCGGGGUUGUUACGGAUCAUGAAGUGAUCGGUUAUUUGAUUCUUAACGUCCUCGCAGGGGCCGAUACUACCGCCAUAGUUACGAAGGUCAUUGUAUAUAACGUGCUAUCGAACCCUGCCAUCUACGGUCGACUUCGCGCUGAGCUUGACGCCGCCACUUUGUCGUACCCGGCAACAUAUGAAGAAGUUCAUGGCCUGAAAUAUCUUGACGCAGUAAUGAAGGAAGGGAUGCGCAUACAUCCUGUGUUAGGGAAUAUGUUGGAGCGCAUAGUUCCCGAGGGUGGAUUAACACUCUCCGAUGGUCGUAUAAUUGCACCGGGCGUCUUUGUCGGGAUGAACCCUUGGCUCCUGCACCAUAACAAGGACGUCUAUGGUCAGGAUGUUGGCGCGUUCCGACCGGAGAGAUGGCUCCGUCAUGAGUUCGAGACCCAGGAGGCCUACGAGAUUCGAUUGAAACGUAUGAAAGACACGGACCUCACCUUCGGCGCUGGAAGCCGGAUUUGCGUCGGUAAAAACUUUGCGCAAGUGGAGCUGGUCAAGACAGUUGCGACACUCUUCCAUCGGUAUGAUAUGGAGUUGGUGCCCGGCGUCAAGCAGUGGACUCCACGAUGGUGGUGGUUUACCUAUGUGGAUCAUAUACGUGUCAGGCUUCGACGUCGUACCAGUUCGGGUGGCUAA